GCCCUGGUUAAACUCCCGGCGAUUCCACGGCAGAGAUGCCAGACAGCACCAUCAACACAGAGGACCUGGAGGAGUUCCUAAACUCACUGGGCAUGACUCGUAUUGAAGACCUGGCAACUACGGUGCCUGACGAUCCACAGAUCGAUGCUCAGUCUGAUGCCUUCAAAGAAGUCUUUGAGCAGUUUGCAAAGAACAGCGAUGGCUCUCUCAAUGAGGAGGGCCUGGCGUCCACACUGGACAGAGUGGGGAUCAGUAUCAGCCCAGAGGAGGUGAAGAAAGCCCUGCAGAAGGCUGACUACGACAAGGACGGAGAGGUGGGGUUUCAAGAUUUCCUGCAUGUGAUGGCGGACAGCCAGCGCUUCUCCAAGUGUGUGAAAGCUGAAGGAGCGGACCCAUCCCAGUCUGUUGAGGCGUGUGAGACAGUGUUUUACAAGGCCCUGACCAGGAUGCUGGCUGCUGGUAUCCUGUCCAGUGGUACUACAGAGAUAGUACAGUACUACCAUAAAAAGACUCUGAGGCUGAUCCGGCGGGCCGUGCGACCAGACAGGGAGGACGGGGACCAUGUUCUCACCUACUACACCAAGGGAGCUCAUCGCAUACAUUUACAUUUACAUUUAAGUCAUUUAGCAGACGGCAUAGGCCUGAAGAGCAACCAGCUCCUCAAGUACAUCCAGCCAGUGGAGACAAUUGCCCAGAGCCAGAAGGAGAAGGACAGCCCGUACUUGAGGCGUCCCAGCCUUAACGUGGCCUACACCUCCUGGGACCCCCGACGCAUGUGCCCGAACCCUGCACAGAGGGCCAAAAUGAUCUGCCUGAAGUCUGUCAAGACCUGGAAGACCGCUGAGAUUGAGGAUCGCAUCAGACAAGUAAUUUUUUGA
This is a messenger RNA of Oncorhynchus nerka (sockeye salmon), 878 nucleotides long. Its product is annotated as EF-hand calcium-binding domain-containing protein 3-like. Gene Ontology annotation, molecular function: calcium ion binding. The transcript has 7 exons. The coding region runs from base 36 to 878 and encodes 280 amino acids. The record is from RefSeq and is a predicted model, not a curated record. Lineage: Eukaryota; Metazoa; Chordata; Actinopteri; Salmoniformes; Salmonidae.